AUGGCUAUCAUAGCAGCACCAAAGGGCAUGGAUCGUGCCUUGAUCACAAAGAUGGGCGCCAAAUACGACACAGCAGCCGAAGCUGAAGUAAGGCAAUGGAUAAAAGAAUUAUUAGAUAUUGAUAUUGGUACCGGUACAUUUGAAGUUGAGAAGAAUCUAAGAAAUGGUGAAACUUUAAUGAAAUUGAUUAAGAAAAUCUACGAAGGAACACCAAACAAACCACCAGCAUGUGAUAAUAUCAGAAUUAAAGUUAAUCCCCCAACUUCUCACUUCAAACAGAUGGAAAACAUUGAACUCUUUUUGAAAGCGUCGAAUGCCUAUGGUGUGAAGCAGUCUAGUUUGUUUCUAACAUCAGAUUUAUUUGAAGGUAGAAACAUGGCUAUGGUCUUAGCAACAAUUUUGCAAGUAGGAACCGAAGCACAACGACAUGGUUUCGAAGGUAAAACUUGUGGAUCUAAACCUACUGAAAAGCACAGAGUUGUAUUUACCGAAGAACAGCUAAGAGCAGGAGAUACCAUUAUUGGCCUUCAAGCCGGAACAAACAAAUUGGCUUCACAGAAGGGUAUGACGAUCGGUGGAGUACGUCACGUUGCUGAUAUUAAGGCUGAUGAUUGUCUCCGAGAGGGUCAAGGUGUAAUUGGUCUCCAAUCCGGAACUAAUAAAUUUGCUUCACAGAAAGGAAUGUCUUUCGGAGCUGUACGUCACAUCGCCGAUAUCCGUGCUGAUGAUGCCAUCCAAGAGGGCCAGGGAGUGAUUGGUCUCCAAUCUGGUACCAACAAAUGCGCCAGUCAAGCCGGUAUGGUUAUGGGGGCUGUGAGACAUGUAUCAGAUAUCAGAGCUGAUGAUGCUGUACAAGACGGACAGGGUGUCAUCGGCUUGCAGUCAGGAACAAACAAAUUUGCCAGCCAGAGUGGCAUGUCUUUCGGAGCUGUCCGUCACAUCGCUGACAUCCGAGCUGAUAAUGCCGCCCAAGAUGGUCAAGGUGUUAUUGGUCUCCAGUCCGGAACAAACAAAUUCGCUUCACAGAAAGGUAUGUCUUUUGGAGCUGUACGUCACGUGUCCGAUAUCAGAGCUGACGAUGCUGUUCAAGAUGGCCAGGGUGUUAUUGGUUUACAAUCUGGUACAAAUCAAUUUGCCUCACAGAAAGGUAUGAUGGGUAUGGGAGCCAUGAGACACAUUUCAGAUAUUAAAGUUGAAGAUAUGGCCGCAGACUCCAAAUCAGCUAUUAACCUUCAAUACGGUAAUCCAUCCGGGGCUAACCAAUCUGGUAUGUCCUUCGGUGGUAGAAGAGAUAUCUUAAAACCAAAGCCAAUUGAAAUCCAAGAAGACGAGUAAUCUGUAUUCUUUAAAUGUAUUAGAAUCUGUUCCGUGGAAGGUGAUGAAUACCAAUAGGACACGAAAGGAAACAAAAAUAUCCCAUGCAUCAAAACAAUGAUUACCAAAUCAAUGGUUACUUUCGCUUCUUUUUUAAUUUUUUGUCAGAUUUUUGAACUAUCUGUAUUUUGUUCUCUUGAAAAACAAACUGUAUAUAUAUCAGCUUUCUUAUUUAAGUUCCUUAACGUCACGCAACUAUAACAUACUCAUGUGCUCAAUUUCAAAAGUCUAGGUAGUUGCAUGUAUGAAGUGAAUUAGUUGUGCCAAUCUCUGCCCAUUUCCUAAGAUCAUUUGUAGUUGAUCAAGUUCACAUAAGCCCGGAAACUUGCCAGUGCCCAACCCCAAAUCUCUACUACAUAUCAUUCGAUAGUCUUCCACUGAGAAAAUAACCGAUAAAAAUGUUGAAUUAAUCUUAAUAUAAGUCAUCGGCUGCUUCUGAUUUGUCAUAUUUGAAUUAAUUUCAAUGGUUACCUUGUAGUUAAAACAAAAAUAAUCCACGAGGCCUUUUACUUUGUCCGUCCAAAACAUGUAAAAGAUGGAUAUAGAAAGAGAGUUUCUAGUUGCCAAAAGUAGUUUACCAAACCUUUUUGGACUGUUAGUGCCUGAACAAAGUAGGCAUCUUUUGAUUUAUUUUGUAAGAAAAUAUAUUUGUUUCAGUUUUUUUCGAUGUAAAAAUUUGAAAAAUUAUUUGUACGCUUUAUUUUAUAUGUUUUAUAAAUAUGCUAAAGAAAUACUCAUCAUCGCUCUAGUGAAGAUUUAACACUCGAAAGACUUCCAAAUACACGCUGAGACAAGCGAUACAACUUCUAAUUUUUGAUGAACAAGUUUUUUAUUUCACUUUUUCACAUUUUAGAAUUAAGUGGUUCAAAGCGUAUUUAUGAUUGAAUAAAUUAUUGUUCAUUGAU
Molecule: messenger RNA, 2279 nt
Organism: Lottia gigantea (owl limpet)
Lineage: Eukaryota; Metazoa; Mollusca; Gastropoda; Lottiidae
Exons: 5
Coding region: 1-1335 (444 amino acids)
Molecular function (GO): protein binding
Source: RefSeq, a predicted model, not a curated record